Bombus huntii is the source of this 5218-nucleotide messenger RNA. It is a transcript of the gene clu, whose product is annotated as clustered mitochondria protein homolog. The record is from RefSeq and is a predicted model, not a curated record. Gene Ontology annotation, biological process: intracellular distribution of mitochondria. Gene Ontology annotation, molecular function: protein binding; mRNA binding. Gene Ontology annotation, cellular component: cytoplasm. NCBI's taxonomy places the organism in Eukaryota, Metazoa, Arthropoda, Insecta, Hymenoptera, Apidae.
CGUUCGAAACGCACGUGCAAUACAGAAAAGCGGCUCGGUGUGCCUCAGAGUUAGUGUGCUGCCUUGUGAAAAGAGUCGGACGUCGUUUUUACGAGUCGUGUGAAAGCUUGAUAAAAAUUGUCAAAGAAAAAUGACAUUGGUCACACAAAUAGAGACCACCACGGAAAAUGGGAGUAUGAAAAUCCCUCUGCUCAAUGGCAAUGAGAAAGGAGCCAGUACUGAUCUAAAGGAAGUUGUAGAGGAAACCGGAAAUGUGAGCACGACUGCGAAGAAUGUCGUUGAAAAGGGCGAAGUCGAAGCUACGAAAGAGAAAGGGAAUGAAAAAGAGAAGGAGAAAGAAGAAGACAAGAAUAAGAAGAAUGACAAAAGCGAGAAAGAAGAUAGUGAUAAGGAUGCUGGAAGCGAGCAAGAAAUACUUCUCAUUCAGGAUAUGGGAUUCACUGUUAAGAUCAUCUGUCCAAAUGCUGAGCCCUUUGAUAUCCAAGUUUCCAGUAUGGAGUUGGUUCAGGAAAUCCAUCAAUUACUCAUGGAUCGCGAGGACACCUGCCAUCGCACAUGUUUUUCCCUUCAAUUCGAUGGUAACACACUGGAUAACUUUGCUGAGCUGAAGAAUAUUGAAGGCCUAAAAGAAGGUUCCAUUAUUAAAGUUGUGGAAGAACCGUAUACAAUGCGAGAAGCUCGUAUACAUGUCAGGCACGUGCGAGAUUUAUUAAAAUCUGUGGAUCCUGCGGAUGCUUACAAUGGCGUCGAAUGUAGUAGUUUAUCAUUUUUAAAUGUGGUUACUAAUGGCGACAUCCUUGAGAAGAAGAAGAGCAGAGCAGAUUCGGUUGAUUGUACUCCACCUGAUUAUAUUAUACCUGGCUGUAAAGACAGGCCAUUACUACCUCUACAACCUCAAGCCAAAGAACAAAAAUGCCCUCCUUGUUUAAAAGUAUUAACAACAUCUGGGUGGAAUCCACCACCCGGUCACAGAAAGCUUCACGGUGAUUUAUUAUAUCUACAUGUGGUAACGUUAGAAGACAAGCAAUAUUAUUUGACUGCAUGUGUCAGAGGUUUCUUCCUCAAUCAAUCGACAAAGGAAGUAUUUAAUCCGAAACCAGCGACUCCGAGUCAUUUGUGUCAUAGUUUAAUUGAACUACUGAACCAGCUCAGUCCGGCUUUUAAACGUGGUUUCACUGCUAUGCAAAGACGAAGAACGCAGAGACAUCCAUUUGAACGAGUAGCUGCACCUUAUCAACUUUAUGCCUGGUGUGCGCCUCAAAUUGAACAUACAAUCGAUGCAAUACGCGCUGAAGAUACUUUCUCUUCUAAGUUGGGGUACGAAGAACAUAUUCCCGGUCAAACUCGAGAUUGGAACGAGGAGUUGCAAACAACGAGAGAGUUACCUCGUAAGAACUUGCCUGAAAGACUACUUAGAGAACGUGCUGUCUUUAAAGUUCACAGUGAUUUUGUCACUGCUGCUACUCGAGGUGCAGUAGCCGUGAUAGACGGUAACGUAAUGGCAAUAAACCCUGGUGAGGAGGCAAAGAUGCAAAUGUUUAUUUGGAACAAUAUUUUCUUCUCUCUUGGAUUCGAUGUCAGGGAUCAUUACAAAGAACUUGGCGGCGAUGCAGCUGCUUUCGUCGCGCCUAAAAACGAUUUACAAGGUCUUAGAGUAUAUGCUGCUAUUGAUCUACCCGGCCCUUAUACGCUUGGUACCGUUGUAAUCGAUUACAGAGGAUAUCGUGUCACCGCUCAGUCAAUCAUCCCUGGAAUCUUGGAACGCGAGCAGGAGCAAUCUGUUGUUUAUGGUUCUAUAGAUUUUGGGAAAACGGUUAUCUCGCAUCCAAAGUAUCUUGAAUUGUUGAACAAAACUGGUCAACUAUUAAAAAUUCUUCCUCAUAAAGUUAUCAAUGAUGUUGGGGAGGAGGUUGAACUUUGCAGCAGUGUAGAAUGCAAAGGUAUAAUCGGAAAUGACUCUCGACAUUAUGUGUUGGAUUUAUUACGAACUUUUCCUCCUGAUGUCAAUUUUCUUAAAUUGGAAGGUGUUGAACUGAGUAAAGAAGCUAGAGCUUUAGGUUUUCCAAUUGAGCACAAGCAUAAAUUAGCCUGUCUUCGUCAGGAAUUGAUUGACUCCUUUGUUGAAGCUAGAUACGUGCAAUUUAUUAAACACGUCGCUUUUCAUCUACAACAACUUACAUCUGUAAGAAAAGUACAGAAGGAAAAUGAAACCACUAUUAAAGAAGAUAAAAAGGAAGAAUUGAAUGUCGUUGCAGUGGAUAGUAACAAAGAAGAUUCUUCUCAUACUCUAAUAGAAACGGAUGAAGCCAAAAAGAUCGUGGAAAGUAUAACUGACUCUAUCACUGGUGGAGAGAAGCAAGAGUUGGAAGAAAGUACAAAAGAAGUAGUUCGCAGUGCAGCAGCAGCAGUUGGUAGCCUACGGGAAGCCGAAUUUGAUGUCAGGUUUAACCCAGACGUAUUUUCUCCGGGUGUUAAACAUCCAGAUCCAGAUGGGCCUGCUUUAAAAAAACAAAGACAAUUGGUGCAAGAUGCGGCCGACUUUUUACUUACCGUACAAAUACCCACUUUUAUACGAGAAUGCUUAGAUCAUACAGCUGCUGCAAUGGAUGGCAGCAUAUUGGUAGAAGCUUUACAUGGUAAAGGCAUCAACGUACGAUACCUUGGUAAAUUAGCAGACAUGUUAUCUACUGUUCCACAACUGCAAUAUCUGAAACGUAUUGCUGUUUCGGAACUUAUUUUACGCUCGGCGAAACACAUUUUUACAUUUUAUAUGCAGGGUACAGAAUUAAUGAGUCUUUCUGCAGCUAUUAGUCAUUUCUUAAAUUGCUUAUUCUCUUCUGCACAAAUCAUUCAUCCACAACAAAAUCUAGAAGAGGUAUGGCAACAUUUAUUUCAAUUAAAUAAUAUCAAUAGUCGAAAUAAUUUUCUACAUAAAAGUUUAUAUAAUUUUCGGUUUCAGCUUCAAAGUAAAACUGCCAAACGACGCAAUAAAAGAAAAGGUAGAAAUAACGGUCCACAACAGUCUGAAGUGGAAUGGGCUUCCUUAACGCCUAAAUCUCUUUGGCAACAAAUUAAAGCAGAUUUGAAGAGUUAUUAUGAUUGGGAAGCACCAUGUCCGGAAUCGUUGGAUGCCACGAUAGAACAUUUUCACCUUCAGAAAAUUUCAUUGCUUCGUAAUUUCUGUAUAAAGACUGGUAUUCAAAUUUUGUUACGUGAAUAUAACUUCGAGAAUAAGAACAGAGCCACGUUCUUCGAAGAAGAUAUACUUAAUAUAUUCCCUGUUGUGAAGCAUAUCAAUCCUAGAGCUAGUGAUGCAUAUAAUUUCUAUACAACUGGACAAAGCAAAAUUCAACAAGGUUAUUUGAAAGAUGGAUAUGAACUGAUUAGCGAGGCACUCAAUUUAUUGAAUAAUGUAUAUGGUGCAAUGCAUCCCGAAAUUGCACAGUGUCUUAGAAUGCUUGCGCGAUUGAAUUACAUAAUGGGUGAGCAUGGAGAAGCUCUUGCCACUCAACAAAAGGCAGUCCUUAUGUCAGAAAGAGUCAACGGUAUAGAUCAUCCAUAUACUAUUAUUGAAUAUAUCCGUCUAGCCCUAUAUUCUUUUGCCAAUGGCCAAGUCUCUGUGUCACUUAGGUUAUUAUAUAGAGCACGUUAUUUAGCCUUACUAGUUUGUGGCGAAGACCACCCAGAAGUAGCACUUCUUGACAGCAAUAUUUCAUUGAUUCUUCAUGCUGUCGGAGAAUAUGAAUUGUCGCUCCGAUUUUUGGAGCAUGCUUUGGCUCUAAACCUUCGAUAUCACGGGCCACGAUCUUUGAAAGUUGCUGUUUCUUAUCAUCUUGUCGCAAGAACUCAAUCUUGUAUGGGUGAUUUUCGAGCGGCUUUAAAUAACGAGAAGGAAACCUACGCUAUUUAUAAGCAACAGUUAGGCGAGGAUCAUGAAAAAACCAAAGAGAGUAGCGACUGUUUGAGACAUUUAACGCAACAGGCCGUAGUUCUACAGAAAAAGAUGAACGAAAUUUAUACUGGGAAAUCCGGUGUAAGCCUACCACCGAUUCAGGUGCAACCGCCCAGUAUGGGAUCCGUACUUGAUAUGUUGAAUGUAAUCAAUGGUAUUCUAUUUGUUCAAAUCAGCCAACAGGAUAUUGAAAAUUUUAAAGCGGAAAUAGAGAAACGACAGAAAGAACAAACACCUGACAGGGAGAUAAAGGCGCUUCAAAAUGGAAACAAGAAAAACGAGAAGGAGAAUAAGAAAGAAGAAAAAGACAAUAAUAAGAAAGAGGAGAAAGAGAAUAAGAAGAACGAAAAAGAAAGCAAAAAAGAAGAUAAAGAGAAUAAAAAGGACGAGAAAGAGAAUAAGAAAAUAGAAAAGAAAGCGGAAGCACAGAAAGAAUUGAACAAGUUGGAGGAAAACAAAACAGUGUUAGAGCCAAUAGUAGCAGAGAGCUGAGCUCGCUUUAAACCGCUAAUGAUGAUACUUAGUAGUUUUUUCUGAAUCCUAGUCUUUCCCUGCCCGCGUCCGAUCUUUUUUUAAGAGUAACGCGAGUACGGCAUGUAUAACUGAUUGGGAUAAAAUGAAAAUGGGAAGUGUUUGCUCGAGAUAAGGAUCGUUAUUUGAUGUAUCGUAUAUACGUUUAUAAAGUGCUAUCGGAAUCGAACUUUUAUAGUGUGGCGAUCAACAGCAUAGGUGAAACAUUUCGAAAGAGUUAGAUUUCCUAAUGGCUCGCGAUGCUCAACUACAAUACGCCAGGCUACAGAAUUUAUUUGACUGACUUAUAACUGCAUAUAAUACAUACACGAAAAAAAUUGAUUCUUCACGUAUGUAAAUAAUUCUAAAUGAAAAAAUUUAUUGCCUUAGCACUUGCUUAUCCAAAUCUAUUCGUAAUUUGAUGUAUGAAUUUCACAAAUUAUUGGACAGAUAAAAAGAGAGUAUGAUUUGAUAAAAAUAUAAAUAAAUAUCUGUGUCGCCUAAUAUUGUCGCGUUUUUCAAAAGGCUCAAUUAAUUUUAUAUCAUAACGAUAAAAGUUAUGGAUAUUGCAUACGUUACUCUUCUAUCGAUUGACGAAAUAGUAAACUAAUAUUUGUUCCAGCGUAUUGCACAAUUGCUGCUGAAACUCGAAGGAAAUGCAUUGUACCAGUAAAAUUAAAAUGCUACGAUAAUUAUUUGUAAAACAAAUAAUGGACUUUAUUAUCGUAGAAUAUAAGUCAAUUGUUUUUUCCUACA